Molecule: messenger RNA, 1387 nt
Organism: Ornithorhynchus anatinus (platypus)
Lineage: Eukaryota; Metazoa; Chordata; Mammalia; Monotremata; Ornithorhynchidae
Gene: KBTBD13
Product: kelch repeat and BTB domain containing 13
Exons: 1
Molecular function (GO): protein binding
Source: RefSeq, a predicted model, not a curated record
UCAUCCCCCCGCUUCUUCCGGCAUCGGCGGCGGGGACGGGACGGGUCCCCCCAGGAUGCAGAGCGGCCCUCCGCCCAGGCUGUGCAUCCAGGUGGAGGACAGCCUGUUCGCCGUGGACAAGGCCCUGAUGGUGGAGAACAGCGACUUCUUCCGGGCCCUGUUCCGGUCGGGCAUGCGGGAGAGCAGCCAGGAGCGGAUCAGCCUGCGGGGCGUGAGCGCGGCCGGCUUCCUCCUCACGCUGCGGGUCCUGCGCGGGGAGCGGCCCUUCCUGGCCGGGGACGAGGUCCCCGAGGCGGCCGAGUGCGCGGCCUUCCUGCAGGUGGAGCGGCUGGCCCGCUUCCUCGUCCACUCCCUGGCCCCGGACAACUGCGUGGCCCUGUACGAGGCGGCCGCGCUCUUCGGCCUGGCGGAGCUGACCCGCAGCGCGGCCCUGUACAUCCGGGACCGCUGGGCCGGGCACGGGGACGGGCCGGAAGGCCUCUCGCCGGCCGGCCGGGCCCACGUGCUCUCCCUGACGCCCAGCAGCUUCGUGGCCGUGGGCGCCCACACGCCCACCUCCGGCCUCCUGGACGACCCGUCGCGGACCCUGUGCUACCUGGACGAGGGGGCCGACGCGUGGAAGACCCUGACCCGCCUGCCGCUGGGGGCCAGCACCCUCCUGGCCGGCGUGGCCACCCUGGACAACAAGGUCUACGUGGUCGGGGGCGUCCGCGGGGCCGACAAGGUGGUGGUGGAGGCCGGCUUCUGCUACGACGCGGACGCGGACGUCUGGCGGGAGUUCCCCGGCCCCCGGAGGCCCCGCUACGACCCGGCGCUGGCCGGCCAGGACGGUGCCCUCUACGCCAUCGGCGGCGAGUUCGAGAAGACCCCGCUGGGGUCGGUGGAGCGCUACGACCCGGGGUCCGGCCGCUGGACCCGGGCGGCCGACCUGCCGCAGCCCGCGGCGGGGGCCCCCUGCGCCCGGGCGCUGGGCCGCCUCUUCGUCUGCCUGUGGAAACCGGCCGAGGCCACCGUGGUCUACGAGUACGAGGCCCGCGCGGACCGGUGGCGGCCCGUGUCCGCCCUCAAGAGGCCGCAGAGCUACGGCCACUGCAUGGUGGCCCACGGGGACGCCCUCUACGUCGUGCGCAACGGACCUUUCGACGACUUCCUGCGCUGCUCCAUCGAUCGGCUCAGCCUCCGCACCCUGCAGUGGACCGCCCUGCCCGGCCAGUUCAUGAACAGCAAAGGGGCGCUCUUCACGGCCGUGGUCCGGGCCGACGUCGUCUACACCGUCAACAGGAUGCUCACCCUCCUCUACUCCAUCGACGGCGGCGCCUGGACGCUCCGGGAGCAGAAGGCCGGCUUCCCCCGGCCCGGCUCCCUGCGGGCCUUCCUCCUCCGCCUG